Monoraphidium neglectum is the source of this 378-nucleotide messenger RNA. RefSeq lists its product as hypothetical. NCBI's taxonomy places the organism in Eukaryota, Viridiplantae, Chlorophyta, Chlorophyceae, Sphaeropleales, Selenastraceae. The transcript is spliced from 4 exons. The record is from RefSeq and is a predicted model, not a curated record. Bases 1 to 378 code for a protein of 125 amino acids.
AUGGCACACAUCCUUCGCAGGUUGGGCGAGGCGGCGCUGCGUGUGCGCAAGGUUGGCACGAAUGCCAACAUUUGGCUGCCGCCCAUCGUGUCACGCCGCAAGGCGAUGGAAGUCCGGCACCAGUGGCUGGCGGAGGGCAAGGACUGGCCAUACGAGCACAUCGUCCCAGGCAUACCUAAGAAUGACCUGCCGUACCGAGACGGCCGCCAGAAGGGCCACAAGCGCGAGGUGGAGCGGCGCGACAGGCAGGCGCGCAUCAAGGACGCCAUGGCCAAGAUGCCGCAGCUCAUAGCGGAGUACAGGGUUGCGCCCGUUGACAAGCUGUUGAUGACGCAGCGCCAGAUCAGGGAGAAGUAUGUCCUGAGAAAGCUCAAGUAA